CCGGCAGCACGGUUUAAAUCAUUGGAUUUUCAGAUGUGUAAAGUUAUAUAACAUGGUAUAUAAAAGGAUGUAGUAGGUGUAUAAAAUCACCAGGCCCGUGAUUUUGUCUGAUUUACAGGAUAAUUAGUCAUCAUUAUUUGGAAUAUGAAGAAUUAAUGACAGGAGGCGUGAAGGUCUAGUAGCCGCCCAGAAUCGCAGAGCGAGCAGAGCAGCAGUGUUGAGUGGAGUCAGUGCCGCUGAAUGAUUCAGUGCUGUCGAGAGGAAUGAAUAAACGGAGCCAAAGCUUCACACAGCAGUUGAAGGAAUCCUAAGGACGUUUUCAUCCUCUUGGAUAACGGAGUUUUCGUUAAGUUCGCCUGUACUUAAACGCGACGAAAUCACAAAGCACGUCUCAGAGAAGAAGACUGAAGCAGAUUUCUGAAAAGCAUCCUGCUUACCAUCAGCCGGAAGGGAGAGACAUUUACAGGUACAUAUGGGGCAAGGAGAAGCUUCAACAAGAGGCACAAGGAUGGAGGGGGACUGUCUUAGUUGCAUCAAGUACCUCAUGUUCAUCUUCAACUUCUUUAUUUUUCUCGGAGGUUCAUUCCUUCUAGGGGUGGGAAUCUGGGUGCUGGUGGAUCCGUCAGGUUUCCGGGAGAUUGUGGCAGCCAACCCUCUCCUGUUUACUGGAGUCUAUGCAAUUUUGAUCAUGGGCGGGAUGCUGUUCCUACUGGGAUUUCUGGGCUGCUGCGGAGCCAUACGAGAAAAUAAAUGUCUUCUACUGUUUUUCUUCAUGCUCAUACUCAUCAUAUUCCUGGCAGAGUUGGCAGUGGCCAUUCUGGCAUUCAUUUUCCGGGAGCAUCUCACCAGAGAUUACUUCACCAAGGAGCUGAAAACACAUUACCAAGGCACCAACAGCACUGAUGUCUUCACCUCCACAUGGAACGCCAUUAUGACUACAUUUGAUUGCUGCGGGGUGAACAGUGCUGAAGACUUUGAUGAUCACAGCCUCUUCAGACGGCUGAACCCCAGCAGACUAGUGCCAGAGGUCUGUUGCCAGAGGAACGAUCUAAUGAUAAGCAAAGAGGAGUGUCUCAAGGGAAUUAUGCCAAUUCGUAACAAGGGCUGUUAUUCAGCAGUGGUGGACUAUUUUGAGACGUACAUCUACAUGGCUGGAGCCCUUGCUAUUGUGGUGCUGACUAUUGAACUUUUUGCCAUGGUGUUUGCUAUGUGUUUGUUUAGGGGAAUUCAGUAAUAUUAACAUGCAGUAAAUUAAGGACAUUUCGAGGAGGAAGAAUGUGGCCUGGCAUGGAAGAAAUUUUCAAAUAAGAAAAAGAAGAAAACACUUAUAUAUUUGCCAUCUCUAUGUUGUUAUGUUGGAAUAUCUGAGAAUUGCCAAAAAUGUAUUGUACUUCACAGCUGGGACUUUGAGGUACUUGUGAAAUCAUUCGUAAAUUAAGGGUGGCAUCUAUGGCAGUCCUUUAAGGUUAAUGGAGGACACCUUGCACUGAUAUUUGGUUGAAUAUUUAUAGAUGACAAAAAGACUGAUUUGUACCAAGAUGUUUUACCUCUUAUCUACAGUAGAUUGUUCACCACUGCUCCAGAGCCAUGCUUAAAAAAACAACACUGUGUGAAUGGGAGGGUAUGUCUGUGAAACAGAGAAGAUUGGUUUGUGUGUGUGUGUGUGUGUGUGCUUGUUUCUGUAUAAAACCAAGAGGCCAGCAGCUUCUAUAAAGUAACGUUUUGUGAGUUGCAACCAUGAAUAUUUUAUGUGAUUUUAGCAAAACUGUGCUGUAUUUGUGAUGUAUCUAUUGUACACGACAUUGAAUGAUAUAAAAAAAUAAAUAAACAAUCUGCAGUGCUUA
Molecule: messenger RNA, 1844 nt
Organism: Carassius gibelio (silver crucian carp)
Lineage: Eukaryota; Metazoa; Chordata; Actinopteri; Cypriniformes; Cyprinidae
Gene: tspan18a
Product: tetraspanin 18a
Exons: 9
Coding region: 473-1234 (253 amino acids)
Cellular component (GO): membrane
Source: RefSeq, a predicted model, not a curated record